CACAUUCAUACUCAAAUGACUUCUUUGUGGUGUUUUAGGCCAGGCUAUGCGGAUCAGUACCAGAGCUACCAGUCUGCAGCACUGAGGGAAGAAUACACUUACAGAAGGUACUACUAUCAGUGGCUGCAGGAAGAAAGAGUGCCGAGGCAAGGCAGCCCUUAUGUCUGGUAUGAAGGUUACCAAGAUCAGAAGUACCUCGAUGAACACCGUCACGAAAGCCAGAAUCGUCCGUUUGGAACGAAUAAUGAGACCCAGUUCCACUCUGCCGGUCGGAACCCUCACGGCGGCAGCCCCGCUUCCAGCUCCGGACAGGAGGGGGCCGGGGAGCUGCUUCCAGACAGUCUGCGCACGGGGGCCCGGGAGAACAAG
Messenger RNA from Propithecus coquereli (Coquerel's sifaka), 369 nucleotides. Its product is annotated as protein transport protein Sec16B-like. The transcript has 3 exons. The annotation marks the transcript as partial. NCBI's taxonomy places the organism in Eukaryota, Metazoa, Chordata, Mammalia, Primates, Indriidae. The record is from RefSeq and is a predicted model, not a curated record.